AUCAGUGCGCGAGUCCCGCUUCAAACGCCGGAGCAGAAACCACCCGCUUCUCUAAACUCAAUAAUGGAUCAAAUGUUGGAUUUCAACCUCAGCAAUCUGAUCAAGAGGAACAGUGAGCUGGAGAACCUGAUGGCCAAGCUGAUCCAGACGUGUCAGCAUGUGGAGCACAAUGCAGCUCACCAGGAGAGCAAACUGGCAGAAGAGUGCGACACGCUGAUAAACAUCGUACAGCAGAGAAGACAAAUCAUCGGCACCAAGAUCAAAGAAGGAAAGGUAAUCGAGCUUUUGUCGAUGGCGACGGCAUCCUCACAGGUCCUGAUCCCAGAGAUCAACCUGAACGACGCGUUUGACGCCUUCACGCUGGACUUCUCCAGAGAGAAGAAGAUGCUGGAGGGUCUGGAUUACCUGAUGGCUCCGAACGCUCCCACUAUCCGUGAGGAGCUUUGCACAGCGUCUCACGACACCAUCACAGUGCACUGGACAUCCGAGGACGAGUUCAGCGUGGUUUCAUAUGAGCUCCAGUACACCAUCUCCACCGGCCAGACGAACGUCGUCAGUCUGUGUAACUCGAUGGACAGCUGGAUGAUCGUGCCCAACAUCAAGCAGAAUCACUACACGGUUCACGGCCUGCAGAGCGGAACCAAGUACAUCUUCAUUGUGAAGGCCAUGAAUCAGGCUGGAAGCCGCAGCAGCCCGCCGGCCAAACUCAAGACCAACAGUCAGCCGUUUAAGCUCGACCCAAAGUCGGCCCACAGGAAGCUGAAGGUGUCACAUGACCAUCUGACGGUGGAGCGGGACGAAGCCUCGUCCAUGAAGAGCCACGCUCAGGACCGCUUCGGCAGCACGGGGAACUACGGCGUGACGGGGAACGUGUUCAUCGACAGCGGCAGGCAUUACUGGGAGGUUCUGAUCGGAGGAAGCACAUGGUUUGCUAUCGGGAUCGCCUACAAAUCGGCUCCCAAGCACGGCUGGGUGGGUAAGGACUCGGCAUCAUGGGUACUGAGCCGCUGCAACACCUCGUGGGUCGUGCGUCACAACAGUAAGGAGUUUCCCAUCGAGCCGUCUCCUCACAUGCGGCGUCUGGGAGUCCUGCUCGACUACGACUCUGGCUCUCUGGCGUUUUACGACGCCGCGGGAACGCAGCACCUGUACACCUUCGACAUCGCCUUCUCGCAGCCCAUCUGUCCCGUCUUCAGCGUGUGGAACAAGUGCUUGACCGUCCUCACGGGGCUCCCCAUCCCGGACCACUUAGAGAUCAGCGACCCGCGCGACUGAACGCACCUCUAGCGUGCAGUUCAGCCCAGAAUGAAAAUGAACUGAAUAUUCACUCCCCCUCAGGCCAUCCAAGAUUAGGAUGAGUUUGUUU
Sinocyclocheilus rhinocerous is the source of this 1366-nucleotide messenger RNA. RefSeq names its product E3 ubiquitin-protein ligase Midline-1-like. Gene Ontology annotation, biological process: regulation of microtubule cytoskeleton organization. Gene Ontology annotation, cellular component: cytoplasm. The transcript has 8 exons. NCBI's taxonomy places the organism in Eukaryota, Metazoa, Chordata, Actinopteri, Cypriniformes, Cyprinidae. The coding region runs from base 64 to 1275 and encodes 403 amino acids. Gene Ontology annotation, molecular function: protein binding. The record is from RefSeq and is a predicted model, not a curated record.